Symbiodinium sp. CCMP2592 is the source of this 7047-nucleotide messenger RNA. The record is from the annotation of a GenBank genome assembly. NCBI's taxonomy places the organism in Eukaryota, Dinophyceae, Suessiales, Symbiodiniaceae.
AUGCAGGAUUGCAUCGCCCAAGCCCAGGGAACUUUCGUCAAAUUCCACAAGGAGCACAUUCACACGGUGAUUGAGGAGGGCAAGUACAAUAUCUCUGACUUACCACUUAUCGAGGUCCAAGGCAAGGGGAAAAAGUUCAAGGAGUUCUUCCGGAUUGUGAAGAAUGUGAGCGCGGAGGAUCUAGAUCGACUUCGCCAAGCCAUGAAUACGAACCCCAAUGCCAUAGCUCAUUUGCCUGAUUGCGUCUUCUGUCGACACGAACCCAUGGUGCUGAAUUACAAGAUUGCGUCUAACUCCGAUCUCGUGAAAUGCUCCUUUCUGGUUAUGCUGUCCCACAUUCAAGGUGAUCAGUGGCUCACUCAGUCACUUGGACAGAAGCUGACUCGGGCAAGCAAGUCGGCUUCCGAAAAGGACCCAGCAUCCUGGGACCCAACCCCAGAUGAGCUUCGAGAAGGCAUUGAUUACAUCAACAGCAAUGCUCCGUUGGCAAAUGGUAAAAACGAGCAAUUCUUGUGGGCGUUGUUGAACGUCCGCGACAAGGACUCCCCCAUCUUCACAUGGCCCAUGCACGUUGUGAGCAGGGCUUGUCAGAAUCGCACAUUGGGUAACUCACAAGCCGAGCCUGAGUUCUUCUUCCCCUUGCUUAUCUCGGAUUUGAAUGCAGCGUUUGUGGAGAAGAUCCUGCCACUGAUUGUUCCCACUAUGCCCACACACGGACUGAUACUCUUGGGCCGUGCAGGCAUUGGGAAAACUCCUUUGGCCAUCGUCCUUGCCCUCGCCCUGGCGAGACAUUUCGUGGCAUCUCGCGGUCUCACUGGUGCGGUCGUUGGUUGGAGAAGAUCCAAACAGAUCGACGGCUUUCGUGAAAGACCCGGUGAACUGUCCGUGCCUGUGCUUUUGGACGACCCCAUCUUGUCAUCUAUGAGCCUGGAGGACAUCAAGUCUUUCCUUGAUGUCGGGGAGACUUGUUUGGUGGACGCGCGCUACCGAGCGGCGAAGUUCAUGAGGAAUCAAACUCGCAUUCUUCUCAACAAUGAAUGGAAUCCUGACAACGAGCCGGAGCUGCCGUACUGGGACCAGAUCAGCUGGCAGCAGUUCUUGGAUAUGUUCCAUUCCUCCAUGAACAAUGCGCCCAUGCCACACCUCAUGGCGAUUCUCAAAAGGGCUACCGUGGUGAUCGCAGGCCAUAAAGCCGUGUAUGUUCGUCUAGCCAGCGAACACCAGUCCGAGCGCAUUCGGCGCUUUGAAGACAGCGGCAUCACAGAAGACUGGCUGGUUUCCAAGAACAAGUCCUUCUACAGCCACUACAAGGACGGCCGCUUUGUGAAGUACCCUGGAUAUGAGGACGCCUUGGAAGCCGAGGCUAACCUGAUCGGCGAGCUCCUAGCUUCCCCAGAGGAGAAGGAGUAUCUCAGACGCGGUGCCAGCUAUGACUCCUGGGCUCAGGACUAUGGGGUAGACAGGGCAUCAACUCCUCCACGCGGUUCAGGUCACAAUCCGGCCGUGGCAUCCAGUCCUUUGAUCAGGUCUCCUCCCAACAAGAUGGCAAAGACGCAGGAUGAGGACCCCGACGAGGCCGAGGCCCGUAACCUCCAUGCAGAGUCGUCUUGGGAAGCUCAUUGUACAUUGAUCGCAAUGGCCGACCUCGAGGUGUUCAGCACCCAUCUCAAGACAUGCUAUUGUGGCGGGCGUCUUGCCACAGCACACACCGUCGAUGCGGUAGCAUACACCUUCCAAGGUGUUCAAAAUGUCCACGUCCAGACGAUGCGGUGCACAAGCUAUGCUUGUCGCAAAAGCUUCGGACCCAACUUCGUCUGGGAGGAUUCGGCCAAGUACAACACCGUGAACUCCGACACCAUGGGCCGGAUCCUCUUCAUCAACAACAAAUGUGGAUUUGCUACGGACUACUUGCACUACCACUCCCUCCUUGAGUUCCGCGCCUUUGUAGCCACCAGAGCUGUCAAAGAUGUGUACCAGGAUGUCUUCGGGCUAUCACAUUCCGACAAAUCCAGUCAGUUCCGAGUCAAUCACGCCACCGGGAUCAUGUACUGGAUAGCCGUACACGAGCUGGAAGCCAUCGGCAAGGAGCGAGACAUCAUCGUUGGUAACGAGAUUUCCGAGGCCAGUCUCCGCGCCUAUGAGCAGCAUCUUCAGCGCACCUGCUUUCUUCAUCCCCGCCCAUCUACGGUGCCUGAGAUCGUAGCCGAUGGGCAUGCCAAGGUGCACGUGAAAUGCGACAAUGUGCUCCGCCACUCGGGCAAGCCCAAAGCAGACAAACGAAUCAAGCCAUACGGGCACGGCUGGUUCAUGUUGGUGCACCCGAAGAAUCUUAGGAUUUUGUGGGCUCGGGCGACGGAGGCACCCGAGGGGAAUGACAUCCUGGAGACGGCGCUGCGGGAGACCUUGCCCAAGUAUCCCAAGGCUGAUGGCGUCGUAGUGGACCGUGCCUGUAGCUUCCUUCCCUGCGCUUGCCGUAUCAAGGCCUUCAACCAAGUGAAGUGCUGGAGUGUGGACUUGUUUCACGCGCAUGGAGCCUACUUUGCGGAACCAAAAGUGGGCACCUAUGCUGAAGAGCAUCUAGCCUUCUUGUCAGAAGGCGGACUGGAUGUGGAGGACCAGGAGGCCUGCGACUUCGCCUCCGAGUUGAUCCAGUCCGAGCAGGACGCCUACUUUGCACGCAAAGGAGCUCAAACCAAAGGCCAUGGCGGGUUCGCGAAGAACAACUCCCCGCCGUUUGAGAUCAGUGGCUCCAUCAGCCUUGACGACAAGCGGGCCAGACUGAGAGCCUUGAAGGCCCGCACUACCUGCAAGAAGUGCGGGGCCGUGGGGCACUGGUCGGGCGACUAUGAGUGCCCCCUGUCAAAGGGCAAGAGCAAGAAGGGCAGCGGAAAGACCUCACCUAGCACUACUUCUUCCUUCGGUGGCGGAACCUCACAGCCACCUGGAGGCAAGGGCGGACCAGCUGCUACCCCAUCAAGGGCGAACAACGACUGGUCGGUGAUGCCUUCGAUGCGUGCAGUUCCACCGCCUACGAGCUUGACAGAUGGAGGCCCACCGAACAGGAUCACCACCGAGGAUCCUGGAGACCAUUGGAGCAUCGUUGCGGCCCCCCAAGGCGAAGAAUCUCCCGAGCAUGGACAAUGGAUGCCCAUGGAGAUGGACGACCCGGACAUGCUGGAGUUGCUGGACGCCCUGGACGUGGACAGACUGGAGGCCAACACAGAGAAUGCGCUGGCGACGAACCACCCACGGAACGAGAUACCUCUUCUACCACUACAGAACAGAUGGCCCAGCCACGACUCCGACAACUUCCUCUACUACUUCCACUUGCCCACACCAUUGGACCACAUGGCGUGGAUCGAAUGGGUCGAUGAGGAUACGAACUUGCAGGGCCCCGGACCUCUCUAUCGCGACGGCUAUGACUUGGAGCGCACCUACCGGAUUGCCAUCACGGACAAACGCCCCGGCAACUCCUACAAGGACCUCCUCUACUACCAGAUCGCCCGGGACGCAACACAGUGGAGAUGGGACGUUACAAGCAUGGGAAAUAUGCCGAAGCCUAUGCAGAUCAGUCCUAUCGGAACUGGGUCCUGGAGAACAUCAACCACUGCUAUGAAGGCGCUGAAGGCCUACUUUGUAGAGCGCAAAAGCUAUGAGGAGAAGCCUGGUUCCAUCCCCCUGAUGGCUGUGGGAGAGACUACGGAGCAGAUCGACGAGCAGGACCUCAUCGCCAUCCUGGACACCGGCUGUAACCAAACGUGCCACGGGGAUCGAUGGUUGGCACGAUAUGCCAAGGCUACAGGACACCAACUUCCGGAGGUGGACACAACCUCCGAAGUCAGGAUCCGUGGGAUCGGCGGGCACAUCCGCACUUCAGGAGUCCGGAAACUUCACCUGAUCCUCGAAUUGGUGAACGGGGGCCUGGCACAAGGCGAUCUCGCAAGCACCGAACUCCUGGAGUCCGACGCCCCGCUCCUCAUCUCGGUUCAAGCCCAACGAGCACUGGGCUUGAUUAUCGACAUUGCCGGCGAAGUGGUCCACGCUCAGACUUUGGGCCACGACCUCAAGUUGGCGUACAAAGACGGCUUGCUUGGCAUCCGCCUUCUACCAGGAGACCCUGGAGAACCUCAUGAGGAUGGAGCGUCACCACUCAUGGACGGACCCCAUGGCCAUGCUAGCGAUGAAGAGAAACCACACGAACCACAAGCAGGCGAAAACCCGGGUGAGGAAGUGGCCUUCUACACCUUCGACAUGGACAAGGCCAAGGUGAUGAACAAGGGGCAACACGCCAGGGUACGUGAAGGAGUCGAUGGGGUGAAAUCCAAGGACCGCCACCUGUGCAACCAAAUCAAGCCCAAGCGAGCACGCCGUCAUCAUGAACUACCACGUGGGUGCAAAACCUUCUUGCUUGAGAUCUUUGCUGGUGCGGCCAUACUUACUCAGAUUGCGCUCCACGAGCUGGCCAUGCCGGUUACCCCGCCGGUUGACCUCAACACGGGCUUCGACCUCCUCACCAAGGAGGGCAGACAUGAGGUUGAACGCCUCAUUGAUCGCGACGAUCCCUUCGCGAUCGCCUUUGCUCCGGUCUGUGGACCUUGGUCGUCAUGGACCAAUAUCGCCAGCGGAGCGGCGAGAAGCAAGAUCAUGGCACAGCGCAAGAAAUGGCAGCCAGUCAUUGACUGGAUGUACAAGGUCACCAGGCAAAGACUCUCGCGCGGCAGGCACGUGUUCAUCGAGAACCCGUGGAAUUCGGCGAUGUGGGACUGCUCCCACUCCCAGAAGUUCUUCAAUGAGUUGCCGCACGACCACGCCACUUUGGAGCCGAUGGAGUGCGUCAAGAUUGACCAAUGCAUGUUUGGCCUUGUGGACGCCGUCAACAACCUGCCCCACAUGAAGCCCACCGGCAUCUUGACCGCCUCCGCCGAAAUCAAGCACCGGCUCAGCCUUUACAAGUGCCACGGCCUACAUGUGCAUCAACAAUUGGAUACCAAGGCCAGAUGUGUGGCAGCCCAAACGUGGCCGCGCGCCAUGUGCGAGCAAUUGCUCGCCGGCCCUUUGGCGGAGCUGGACUACGUCAUGACCAUGGUUGCUUUUCCCGCCGAGGCCGAACAGGAGCUCGAGUGCACCACCGACGAUGAGGGUGACGAGAAAACCUACCUGGAUGCCACCGUCACCGACAACGACCUGGCCACGACGGCUUUUCCGGACUUUGCCGCAACAAAAGAACGAGAAGAGCGGGAGAUUCUCUACGAGGAAGGCGAUCCACCUCCCCCUCCGGAGCCUGUGGGUGAACCACUUCAUCGACGACAACAGCAAUGGCGGCAACUUCCCUACAACACCAGAGUGGCACUGCGACGUCUUCACCACAUGACAGGUCAUGCUCCACCUUCGGCGAUGCAACGGCCAAGAAGGUCCCGGACAGGCCAGGAGUACAAGUUCAACAAGGCGAUCUCCCUGGAUGUCUUCAUCGUGAAGGACGCCUUGAACAAGAAGUACAAGGUGAUGUCUGUUGUGGAUUUGGGAACACUCUUCCACGCGGCGGUCAUCGUUGGCGAAGGCGGAGGACCUCCCAGUUCGGGAGACAUGGCCAGGGCGAUGAACUUGAUAUGGUUCUCCUGGGCAGGAGCACCGGAAUCUAUAGUUCUGGACAGAGGAGAACGACAUGGCGGGAUCCUCAAAGAAGUUGUGAAGUCGCUCGUGACCUCCCGGCAGCUUCGAGGGCGACAGAACAUGGAAUAUGCCGUGACGGAGUCUGUGGGAAUCAAGAACCACCGGGUGAACCACCAUGGCUUCUCUCCUAGCCAAUGGGUGCUGGGAAGAAAUCCCCCGGACAUGGAAUCGCUCACCGCCCUCUUGCCGGAGGCGAAGCUCGGAGUCCACCAGGAGAUCCUGGAUGGAGAAACGAGUUUCGAACAACAGAUGAUGAUCCGAGGAGCCGCCAAAGAAGCUUUCUCUCAGGUGGACAGCUCUCAACGUGUCCGAGCUGCUAUGUUACGCAAGAGUGUGCCUGGACGUGGCCCAUUCAACAUGGGAGACUUGGUCUGCUUCUACAAGCGACAAGGUGGAAAAGCUGGUUGGAAAUGGUUCGGUCCGGCGUUUGUGAUCGGACAAGAAGGACGAGGAACCUUGUGGCUGUGCCAUGGAGGAAUUCCUAUGACAGUAUCGUCGGAACAAUGCCGACAUGCCACCGGGAAUGAAAUGCUGGCCAAGCGAAUGUUGGAGCUGAAGCCUUCGAGGAAACGGAGACGUGAGGAUAUGGCCACCCCCGAAGAAGCUAUGCAGUCCGCUGAAGACGACCCCUUCAUCGACGACCUCAUCGGAGUUGGAAGUAUUACGGAAGGGGGGCAACAAGGCUUCUUCGACCUCAACGAUCACCUCAGCGACUACUCUCCUUCACUUGCACCACCACCAGCAGAUGCAGACGGGCAGGAGACAGCAGGACUUCAUCCACCACCACCUGGACUUCCGUCAAUGUCCUCAGUCGGAGAUCAACGCGCGGAUCAGGCAGCAGAUAGCACUCAGGCUUCAGGAAGCCGAGACGGGCAGGAGACAUCAGGACGUCAAGCGCCACCACCUGGACUUCCCUUGGGCAAUGGCCACAUGCCGCCAGUGAUGGGUCCCGAUCAAGAAAUGCCAGAUGUACCCGACAGCAGCGUGGGAUCCCCGACUAUCUCGGUAGGUGAACCGGAGCAAGAAUUAGUACCUCCUAGCCGAGAAGUCAGUGACCGCCCAGAGAAUCUACGACCUCUACAACAAGCUCUCCGAAGGUCACCGGACGCUUUGGAUGGCCACCCGGCAUCGCGAAAUCGAUCGAGAUCACCACUGCGUUCCAUGAUGACUAUCUCCGAGAAUCCCUCGACCGGAAAGUACUUUGAUGGCUUUCUGGCUCGGAGAAUCAACAAGAAGAGCGCGGCUGCUCGAGCGAAGGAGCUGAACUUCAACAAGUCCGACGGAAGCCAACGUGAAGGCAUCCUUGAGGCGAGAAAGAACGAGUGGGGAAAUUGGCAAGGUUUUAUGCCGUGGAUGUCAUCAAGCCCGAAGACGUGA